GACACCACCAGACCGUCCGACAACGGGGCCUUGUGUGGAGGUGGCGUCUUCGAGACACCCGGUUGCGUGCACAAUCAGUGCUUGUUCUCGCAUUUGAUGACUGGCAAUGGCCAGCCGGUGAGCAACGUGAGGAUCGAGAACGUGCGUCUGAACGAUUUCUCCAACGACCCGAACCAUGCGAGUCAGCUGGCGGUGUGGGUGGCCCAGACGACCGCGCAGGCGCCCACCCGGGAUGUCCACGUGACAGGCCUCGUGGCCAUGUUUCUUCAUGCCGACGGCAUCAACUUCCACGGCUUUGUCCAGGAUGCGAAAGUACAGGACACUUACAUCCAGAACACGGGCGACGAUAUCUACGCCGUCUGGGGCAGCCACUUCGACACGCGGAACAUCCUUUUCGAGCGGUGUGUCGGGGUCGACGCGGGCAGGGCCCGGCAGAACCACUAUGGGAGCUGCGUUGCCGUCUAUGGUGCCAAGGAGGCUACCUUCCGUGAUGUGACGUGCUUUGCCCCAGACCAAAAUCGUCAUGACUGCUACGAUCCCAAGAACGGUGGGGAGACCUGCAACGGCUGCUUGGGAAUCAUCAAGCAGAGCUUCGAUGCCAACUACCGGGGUUCGGUGUUCAAUUUCGAAGGGUGCAAGUUCUACAACCUCAAGCGUAGCUGGCGGAACGGACACCAGGUCUACGACCUCUCAAACCCGCAGAGCAAUGGGCGACCCAUUGUGUGCAACAACGAGUGGCGGGACGGAGGUCUCGAAGUGAGGGUCAGCUGA
This is a messenger RNA of Symbiodinium sp. CCMP2456, 771 nucleotides long. The record is from the annotation of a GenBank genome assembly. Lineage: Eukaryota; Dinophyceae; Suessiales; Symbiodiniaceae.